AUGGCUGUGUCUGCAGCAAACUCACGUCUCAAGGUACUUGUCAUAGGCGCCGGGCCUGCUGGUCUUUGCACGGCCACGGCCUUGAAACAAGAGGGCCACAGCGUCACCGUUCUCGAACGACGGCGAGACACGCAACCCCUUGGCCACGCUCUGGUAAUCCAGCCCGCGGCGGUCAGGGCACUCCAGCACCUCAAGGGAGCGCACAAGGCCCUCACCAGUGUCAGCGUUGACGCAGGGGCGCUACGGUGGUGGUCGUAUAAGGAUACCAAGCCCUUUGCAGCUGAAAGGUCGUCCCGUGCGGAACGGAGAUUCCAAACUGACCGGCCCUCAGUACAAAAAGUACUACAUGAGCUUGCAGUUGCCAAUGGUGUCCAGCUUCUUUUCGGGAGAACUGUGCAAGCGGUGGAAGAUGCCGCGGUGAAGCCAAGGCUUUGGACAGCCAAUGGAGAAAAGUUUACCGCAGACCUAAUUAUAGCUGCGGAUGGUAUCAAAUCUGCUACACGCAAAAUGAUCUUCCCAACACAGCGCGUCGAUCCAAUUCCAUUAAGAGAGUCCAUCUUCCUCACAAGUGUACCCGUGUCUCACCUCGCUCAAGACGAUCGACUAGCAGCCUGGCUUGAACCGGCAACCAAGCAUGGCACACUGGGGCCCGAUCGGUUUGUUUUGAGCCGACCUAUGCACGGUGGCCUCCUCGGGGUGCAGUUUAUUGACGUUGAUCAUGCGGAUCCGGGCCCGGUAGAUGGCAACUGGAAUACGCCAGCCGAUGUUGGUUUACUUCGUAUGCGAUUUUCUGACUUUAAUAUAACAACGAGGGCGUUCUUGGAGCAUGUUCGUCACGCUGAAAAAUGGCAGAUGGCUACGGGGGCAGAGCUGGAUACGUGGCGGAGUGCAAGCGGGCGGAUCGUGCUGCUCGGCGACGCAGCCCAUGCCAUGUUACCACACGCAGCCCAGGGGCUCAGCCAGGGGAUCGAAGAUGCCUUGAGUCUAGCCCGCAUGCUGCGCUGGACGGCAAAAUCGGGUUUUGAUGUCCCCGCCGUCACGAAAGCGUGGGUCAACCUACGCAAACCGCGAGCGGACAUCUUCGUGAAGCAGUCUACGAGCAACGCCAAAGUCUGGAGCCUGCCAGAUGGGCCAGAACAGGAGGCAAGGGACGAGAAAAUUAGGAGGAUGGCAAGUCUCCCACCUCCGGACCUCGACGGGGUGGAAAUGGACAUGGCGGCGAAUCAGAAGGCGCCGCAAUUUCUCAAGUGGGCGAGGGAUUAUGAUGUGGUACUAGAGAGCGAAAGGGCGAUGGAAAACGCCUUAUCGGGCCAGUAG
Penicillium riverlandense is the source of this 1317-nucleotide messenger RNA. RefSeq names its product FAD-dependent oxidoreductase. NCBI's taxonomy places the organism in Eukaryota, Fungi, Ascomycota, Eurotiomycetes, Eurotiales, Aspergillaceae. The record is from RefSeq and is a predicted model, not a curated record. The transcript is spliced from 3 exons. Gene Ontology annotation, molecular function: monooxygenase activity; FAD binding. Bases 1 to 1317 code for a protein of 438 amino acids. Gene Ontology annotation, biological process: secondary metabolite biosynthetic process.